This is a messenger RNA of Echinops telfairi (small Madagascar hedgehog), 4690 nucleotides long. RefSeq names its product sphingomyelin phosphodiesterase 3 (gene SMPD3). Gene Ontology annotation, biological process: sphingomyelin metabolic process. The record is from RefSeq and is a predicted model, not a curated record. NCBI's taxonomy places the organism in Eukaryota, Metazoa, Chordata, Mammalia, Afrosoricida, Tenrecidae. Bases 286 to 2280 code for a protein of 664 amino acids. Gene Ontology annotation, molecular function: sphingomyelin phosphodiesterase activity. Gene Ontology annotation, cellular component: cytoplasm; extracellular region. The transcript is spliced from 8 exons.
AGGGCCGAACCUGAGGUGGUGCUCCCUCUUCAGGGGAAGGACAGAAGCAGGACUGGAGGCCAUUAGCAACACCUGUUCAGGUUCUCUGGUACCCAGUGCCCAAGAUGGCCCACUGAGCUAACCAUGACUGGCCGACUGACACGUGCCACUGACUACCCAGCGGGCCAGCUCUGCAGGAGCUGACGCCUUCUCCAGCUGCCCUCCCAGCCCCACCCCCAGACGUGCCCAAGCUGCCACAGACACCAUGUAGAAGGCCAGGCCUUGCGCCACGCCCAGUGAGCUGCGAUGGUUUUAUACACAGCGCCCUUUCCCAAUAGCUGUCUGUCCGCCCUGCACGCUGUGUCCUGGGCCCUCAUCUCCCCAUGCUACUGCCUGCUGGACCGACUCCUGGCAUCCUUCACCUCCCUCCAAAUCUGCACGUGCCCCUGGAAAGACUGCCGCUGCUGGUUCCAGCUGCUCUGCACCCUGCUCUUCACGCCCGUCUACCUGGCCCUCCUGGUGGCCACUCUGCCCUUGGCCUUUCUUGGGUUCCUCCUCUGGUCACCUUUGCAGUCUUACCGCCGUCCCUACGUCUAUUCGCGGCUGGAGGACAAGGGCCUGGCCGAGGGCGCAGCCCUGCUUGGUGAAUGGAGGGGUACGGGCACCGGCAAGAGCUUCUGCUUCAGCUCUGCCAACCUCUGCCUCCUUCCGGAAUCCUUGGCCAGGCUCAACAACCUUUUCCACGUGCACGCCCGGGCCAAAGAGAUCGGGCAGAGGAUCCGCAAUGGGGCCAGCCGGCCGCAGAUCAAGAUCUACAUCGACUCUCCCACCAAUACUUCCAUCAGCGCGGCCAGCUUCAGCAGCCUGGUGUCCCCGCAGGGCAGCGAUGGCGUGGCCCGCACCAUCCCUGGCAGCAUUAAGAGGACGGCCUCUGUGGAGUACAAAGGUGAUGGCGCGCGCCGGCCCAGCGAGGAGGCUGUGAACGGCCCAGCCUCCGGGGAACCGGCCAAUGGCGGUGGCCUGGAGGACGCCUGCAUCGUGCGCAUUGGUGGCGAGGAGGGGGGCCGGCCCCCCGAAUCAGAAGACCCUGCCCCGGGGAGCCAGGCCAAGAACGGGACCGGCGGGGGCCAGCGGGGCCAGACCCCCAACCACGGUCAUCGGGACGGGGACUCGGGCAGCCUGGGCAGCCGCUCGGCCUCCCGGGAGUCUCUGGUGAAAGCGCGCGCCACGGCCGACAGCGGCGGCGGUGGGGAGCCGGGGGCUGCCAACAGCAAGCUGCUGUACAAGGCCUCAGUGGUGAAGAAGGCGGCUGCGCGCAAGAGGCGGCAUCCGGACGAGGCCUUUGACCACGAGAUCUCCGCCUUCUUCCCCGCCAACCUGGACUUCCUGUGCCUGCAGGAGGUGUUUGACAAGCGGGCCGCCACCAAGUUGAAAGACCAGCUGCACGGCUACUUCGAGUACAUCCUUUACGACGUUGGGGUCUACGGCUGCCACUGCCGUGGCUGCUGCUGCUUCAAGGUCCUCAAUAGUGGCCUCUUCUUCGCCAGCCCCUGGGCCUGGGCCUUAUGUGGGAGGGCAGGGCGGCUGGUGGGCAUCCCCCACAUACCUUGUCCAGGACCAGGUGUGGAGGCUGACACCGGCCCCGCUCCCACACAGGUGCAGGUGGGAUGCACACCUCAGGACCAAAGAAUCGUCGGGUACAUUUCCUGCACACACCUGCAGGCCCCAGCAGUGGACAGCGCCAUCCGCUGUGAGCAGCUGGACCUGCUGCUGUCCUGGCUGGCUGAUUUCCGAAAAUCUACCUCCUCGCCCAGCACGGCCAACCCCGAGGAGCUGGUGGCCUUUGAUGUCAUCUGUGGAGAUUUCAACUUUGACAACUGCUCAUCUGACGACAAGCUGGAGCAGCAACACUCCCUGUUUACACGCUACAAGGACCCCUGCCGCCUGGGCCCUGGGGAGGAGAAGUCAUGGGCCAUUGGCACCCUGCUGGACACCAAUCUUCACGAGGAGGACGUGUGCACCCCCGACAACCUGCAGAAGGUUCUGGAGAGCGAGGAAGGCCGCCGGGAGUUCCUGGUCUUCCCCCCGAGCAAGAGCCCUGGCCAGAAAGGGCGCAAGGACCUGCUGAAGGGCAACGGCCGGCGCAUCGACUACAUCUUGCACGGGGAUGAGGGGCUGGGCCCUGACUUGAAGGCUGAAGUGGAGGAAUUCAGUUUCAUCUCCCAGCUAGCGGGGCUGACAGACCACCUACCAGUGGCCAUGCGGCUGACGGUGUCCGCAGGCGAGGACGAGGCAGCCUAGACCAGCCUCUCGCCGCCCGCUGUGCAGAGGGCCGUACCAGCUCCUGGAAUUGUAGCCUGUGCCCCUGGCUGGGCCACAUCCCCUCCAGAGCUGGGGUCCUCAGCCAGGCGCGGCGGUCCUGCCUGCCCUCAGAGCUCCCAGGGACGGUGGGGCGGGCCAGACACUGCCGGCUAACCAGUGCCAUUCUUUCCAAACGGGAUUUUCUACAGCACAACCCAGUGUGGAGGCCGUGGGCCAGGCCGGGGCAUGGUCCGCACUCUGUAUAGCUUUUCUCCAGCUCCGUCCAGGGGUCCUGUUUGUAUCUGCUGCCAAUGUGUCUGCAUGCCUGCUCCCUCGCACGCACGCUGCCUGCAUGCCCCGCAUCCGCCGUAGCCACAGACCCUCGUUCGGCCUCACCCAAGGCCACACUCCAAACAGUCAGAACCAGCCAAAGAAGCACCCCCGGGGCUCAGGGCUGCCAGCGGGCCUGAGGACUGUGUCCUCGACAGCAGGGCUCUGCCCCGGGAUUUUGCGUUCAAGGGGGAUCACAUUUUAAAAGUAAGUAAACAAACAAAAAACACCACAAAGCCCUUCACUGUGAAGGGUCUAUAAGUCACAGCUCUUCCUGCGACAGGAUCCCUCCCCCGCCCCCAGGACCCCUCUGCUCAAGCCUGGGAGGUGGAGCCAUAACACAGAUGCGGGCAGGGCUCCCACUUUUUUAUAGGCGGGAACUCACAACGUCAGUGUGGAGGGGCCUCUGACUUUGACAACAUUGAUUUGUAGCUGCUUCUCUUGUAGCUGAACCAACCCAUUGCCCUCCUCAGCCUGAUGCUUGGCCCCCUCUGGUCCGUGACCAAUCCCUCCUGGGGGCUUUGCGAGCUCAGGAACCUGCGGCCACUCCACUCACUGGGUGCAGACUCGGGGUGAGGAGCCAAGCCAAACGCUGCUGCUGGCCAGAGCAGGCGAGGUACUGCUUGCUGUCGGGGACACAAGCCAGGUCUACCGCUCAUGUGACCAGGGUGACCCCGAGCUUGCCAACAACCCAACCACCCUUGUUGGCCACGGGCCACUGCCCUUUGGAGAGGAGUCACAAAGGGGGCGCUUUUCCAUCGUCCUGAGGUGGGAAGCUCCUCUGACCUGGGUUCUUUGCAUGUCCCUACCACCACCCCACCCCACUGCUUGCAGCGCCCUGACCGUGUCCAGCCUGGCUUUGAGCCAGCUCUGCCCAGCAAGGCUGGGGAAGGAGCACCAGGGUCCCACUCGGGAGCCUCCUGGUGCUGGUGUGCUGAUGCUGUGCCUUGUCACCUAUUGAGCCGCAAGAGGGGACCAAGCAGACAGCCUGAUGCCAGGUCUGCGGGAGGGGCACACAAACGAACAGAGGCUGGGAGGUAGGGCACAGAGCACCAUGACACAGGCUUAUCUGCCCUAUCUGGCCUGGGGGCCAGCUGCCAAGGACACUUAACCUUGCCCGGUCCCCAGCCCUGCUCCGAGUCCAAGCCAGGAGGCAGUCCGACCCUCCCCAGGUCUGGCCUCUGCUUAGCUAGCACAAUGGGCUCACUGGAACAACUCCAGGACUAUGGCCAGGGCCCUCAGCUUCGAGGUGGCUGUGUCCACAGAGGCAGCCAGGCCCAGCCCCCCAAACUGCAGCAGCACAGGUCCUGUCCAGCCCAAAGGGGGCUGGGGGCCUGCCUCCCUCCCUCCCUCCCCAUCACAGGGCGGCCUUAGGCAAGUCAUACCUCCCUGUGCCUGGCCACCUUGUGGUAAUAGGUCGCCUCUGCCAAGCCAGUCCCCGGCAUCCUGGGCAGGCCGCCCUGCCUCCAGCUCUCCUCACGGUCCCUUAGCACAGCGGCCAUGGCCAUGGUUCAUCACCCCGGACCCUGGGUGCAGCCAGGCUCUCCAGUUCUGAUUUUAAAAAACAAAAACAUUUCCAGGAUCUCAAAGUCUGUGCCAUCUCGGCCUGGAGGAGGCAGGCUCCACCCCAGAUCCCCCCCCUCUCCCCUCAGGCCCUGCGCCUGCCCGAGAAGCCGGGGGGGUGCAGGGUCAGCUGAGGAAGGAGAACCGUCCAUUUCAUCUGUCCGAAACACCUUGGGUUUUGAGUAUGACUAUUAAUCUUGAUGCUUUUUAACUAUUGUACUAACUUGCUGAGAUUUAGAGAUACUGUUUUAAAAAAUGAAAGAAAAAAAAAACCACACUUUUUUAAUUUCUGUAUUUUUUUCUGUAUUGUAUCCACACGGGAUCUAAGGGGUUUUAUAGGGCAAGCACACUUAAGGUUUUGGUAAACACAUUAGCAAAUACAUAUCCAGACGAUUCUUCCCUUGAAGAAAACAUUCUUUACACCUGCUAUAAUCUUUUGAAAGGAGGAGUGUUUUUCCUUUAUUGGUGCUGAAAGGAUGGAUGGAUACAAGGAGAAAAUAAAACUGUGAGGCUUGAA